UUGGUCUCUUGCUGAUUAUUGUACACGGUUAUGUUCUCUCGAAUCUUUUACGCUCAAACACAAUUUUAUUCUUGUCGACGUCCUGCAACAACAUCACAGAGCAUGUGUUCAGGACAUCACGAUUACUCGGCAAACGCGUAUGUCCCAGGUGGACUACCUCGACGAUCUAACUAUUACGUAUCGACACCUGACGUUUGAAGAAUGUAUACCCAGCAGCACGAUCCUUCGAGCGGUGCUAGCAAACGUCCAUACCGCGCCGAUCUUUCUCGGUCACAACAGAAUGAGCUUUCGUCAGAGUUCCUGAGGAAUUAUGCUUUCAGGUAUCUGCACUUGCAUUGCGUGGGGGUGUGCAUCGGAGUAUUGUGCUACAUCGCUUGUUCGGUGUUUUUCCUCGGGUUGGUUUUCCUGGGGUUCGAGUCUUCUUUUUUCCAGUUCGGUUUAUCAUGCUUGCGAUUGCGCUGUUUGCGUUUUUGGGCAUGUUUAGUGGGAAUGCGUACACGUAUCGCAAUGGGACUUAAUGAAAGGAUUGCAUUAAUCAGACUGGGCUUCGUAGAUAUGAUAUGGACAAGAAUGCAAGUAUACAAAUAUCAAAAAUUUAACACUAUUCACAACCAGCCUGCAUUGUAUUCUUGAACUGGUAGUUCUCAAUAGCUUCCUCACAUUCAUUACUUGUCUUCCAAAUCUGAUACCGACUCGAUAUGAUGGCUGAGUGAAGCAUGGAUGUUCGAG
Dothidotthia symphoricarpi CBS 119687 is the source of this 729-nucleotide messenger RNA. RefSeq lists its product as uncharacterized. The transcript has a single exon. The record is from RefSeq and is a predicted model, not a curated record. Lineage: Eukaryota; Fungi; Ascomycota; Dothideomycetes; Pleosporales; Dothidotthiaceae. Bases 202 to 633 code for a protein of 143 amino acids.